Vigna angularis (adzuki bean) is the source of this 1649-nucleotide messenger RNA. RefSeq names its product probable galacturonosyltransferase-like 1. NCBI's taxonomy places the organism in Eukaryota, Viridiplantae, Streptophyta, Magnoliopsida, Fabales, Fabaceae. Gene Ontology annotation, molecular function: glycosyltransferase activity. Gene Ontology annotation, cellular component: Golgi apparatus. The transcript has a single exon. The record is from RefSeq and is a predicted model, not a curated record. Bases 124 to 1212 code for a protein of 362 amino acids.
CCUGAAAAUGCUACAAAACCAUCCACGACGUAUGUGAACUCACCCACUAUACCAAAUUCCUCUCCUUAUAUUCUUCAUUCGUUCUUCAACAAUAUUCAUUCAUCCCUUUCUCCAAACACAACUAUGAAAUUAAAGCCCAGAAGACCAAAAUCAAAUCAAUCACCACUCCUAUUCUUUCUCAUUCUCUCCCUCUUCUCACUACCCAAUGACGCCAAAUCAACCACCACCCUCAUCCAUCAAUUCAAAGAAGCCCCCGAAUUCUACAACUCCCCAGACUGCGCCUCCAUCACCGACACCCAAGACAACCUUAACAACCAUCAAAACGCCGACACCUACAUAUGUUCCGAGGAAGUAGUCCACGUGGCAAUGACACUCGACACAACAUACAUCCGGGGAUCCAUGGCGGCGAUCCUUUCCGUCCUCCAACACUCCUCCUGCCCGCAAAACAUUUUCUUUCACUUCGUCUGCUCCUCCAGCGCGUCCCUCCUACGCGCCGCCAUAUCCAACUCCUUCCCCUACCUCAACUUCCACCUCUACACCUUCGACGACUCCCAAGUCUCGGGACUCAUCUCCACCUCCAUUCGCUCAGCGCUCGAUUGCCCCUUGAAUUACGCACGCUCCUACUUGCCCAACCUCCUUCCACUCUGCGUGCGGCGCGUGGUGUACUUGGACUCCGACCUUAUCCUCGUCGACGACAUUGCCAAGCUGGCAGACACCCCGUUGGGGGACAAGGCGGUCCUUGCUGCCCCCGAAUACUGCAACGCCAACUUCACCGCGUAUUUCACCCCGAUGUUCUGGUCCAACCCCUCGCUCUCGCUCACCUUCGCUGAUAGGAAGCCCUGCUACUUCAACACGGGGGUGAUGGUCAUCGAUUUGGAGCGAUGGCGAGAGGGAGAUUACACCACCAAAAUCGAGGAAUGGAUGGAGCUGCAGAAGAGGAUGAGAAUCUACGACUUGGGUUCUCUCCCUCCCUUCUUGCUUGUCUUUGCUGGCAACAUCGCUUCCGUCGAUCACAGGUGGAACCAGCACGGUCUCGGCGGUGAUAACUUCCGUGGACUCUGCAGAGAUCUCCACCCUGGCCCUGUUAGUCUCCUGCAUUGGAGUGGCAAAGGUAAACCCUGGGUUCGAUUGGACGCUAACAGACCCUGCCCUUUGGACGCGCUUUGGGCACCCUAUGAUCUGUUGAACACUCCCUUUUCUUUGGAUUCUUGAACACCAUUCUUCAGAUUCAUUCCUUCAUACAUAGGAUCCAACGAUCCAUCAUAUAUAUAUAUAUAUAUAUAUAUAUACACACACAACUAUACAUACAUAUAUUAAUGUUAGAGUAUAUAGUUAUAUACGAUACAUUUUGAGCUCUCUACGGAGCUUAAUUUCCGAUUGGUUUAAUGCAAGGGUGACAAGAUUUUUUAUGUAGAUUGGUACAGAUUUGAAGCGAACAUAAAUAAGGCGAUGCUGAUUCAAACUAGGAGGAGGAAAGGGUGAAUUUUGAAGUGAAAGGCAGUUGUCGUUGUAAUUGUGCCUUUGUUACUGUAUCAACGAUCGAAUAACUGUGCAUAGAAAGAGUUUCCAUAUGUUGGGUGGUGAAUUCCUCAACUUUUUAUUUCAACUUGAUAAUAAAUUUCUGUGUAUAUGAAGUACCAUUCCUUGUU